CACACACACACACACUCUCUCUCUCUCCUUCUGUCUCUGUCUCUCUGUUUGAUUUGGGGGAAGUGCUUAGUCAACCUCAAAGGCUUUAAAAACAACAGGGGUUUACUGUCUGCAUGUUUGGGUCGCAGAACAGAGAAAGAGAAAAGGUAGAUACAGUCCAGGCUGCCAGGGAGAGACAAUGAGCUCUCUCUUGACGCUGUGGCUGUUCGCAGCAUUGCCAGGCCUGUUGUGGGCCUCACACAGCACUCUGAUUGUGGAGGGGGACAAUGAUGCCUCCAGGAUCUGCAAACCUGCCCCCCAGUGGGACAUUAAGGGAUAUGCACCCAUGCAAGACCUGUUGGGAAACGUGGCUGUGGUGGCGCUGCUGAAGGCUACCUGACAAUUCUGCCUCAAGCAGGCAUCCAAAAUUGGAGGCCUGCGUGAUAGGCUGAAUCGCAGCAACAUGACUGAGGUGUCUUUCAUAAUAGUAAAUGAGCGUGACGCUCAUUCCAGAGCAAUGUAUUGGGAGCUGAAGAGAAGUGCUCCCACCGGGGUCCCCGUGUUUCAGCAGCAACCUUUUCAAAAUGAUGUGUGGGAGGCUCUGGACGGAGACAAAGAUGACUUCCUGGUUUAUGACAGGUGUGGUCUCCUCACCUUUCAUAUAGUGAUGCCUUACAGUUUCCUGCAUCACCCUUUCGUAGAGGCUGCAAUCAGAGCUACUUAUCAGAAAAAUAUCUGUAACUGCACUCAAAAUUUUACUUCAUCUGUCGGUGGUAACAACAUCACAAACAAUGGCACAGCUCAGCUUGUUGACGAAGGUUCAGAAGUGCCAGACACAGCUUCUGGAAGGACUCACCACCACCACCACCACCACCAUCAUCAUGAUGACCCCCCCUCUCAUCAUCACCACCACGAUCAACAUUCCAGUCACCAGAAUCAGUCGCUACAUCAGCAGGAUCAGGGUGAUUCUACUUCUCAUCACCACCACCAUUCCCCCCAUCAGCAGCACCAACAUGAUCAUUAAUCUGGCAGCAGCACUGAUAACUAACAUUUGUAAUUUGCUUUAGUGUAGUUUGAUUAGAAUCUGAAUGUUUUUUGUGCAUUUUUAUUUUAUUGUAUUGUCUAAUUAUAAGCAGUGAUUAUACUGUGGUUUGUCUCCUGGCAUUUCCACACUCCACAUCUCUGUGUGGAUAAAGUAACCAAUCUCCACCAUCUCCUCAUAUUAAUGAAGUCCGCGGUGUAAAAGCUGCUUGCAGAAAACUGUGGAUGGAUGUGUUUGGCGAGAUGGGAUGGAUCAAGAGUUACUGUCACCCACACAGAGCCAGGGGAGGGUGCGCACUGCUGCUGAGCAAACCUCA
Molecule: messenger RNA, 1337 nt
Organism: Oreochromis niloticus (Nile tilapia)
Lineage: Eukaryota; Metazoa; Chordata; Actinopteri; Cichliformes; Cichlidae
Gene: selenop2
Product: selenoprotein P2
Exons: 5
Biological process (GO): selenium compound metabolic process
Cellular component (GO): extracellular region
Molecular function (GO): selenium binding
Source: RefSeq, a predicted model, not a curated record